AUCUUAAAACCUUAACCAACCACGUCCACGUAAAGUAUCGCUGCCCAAAAUUCAACCACCCGACGCAGUGCAGUACGGUUCGGUUGUAGCAACUCCCGAGUUUAAUCUUGACUCCAGAAGCAAGUCUGUGGUGUAUCACGAUGAAGUUGCUCUGGGUCAUGUUCUGCGUGACGGUGAUGCUUCAUCAAUCGAUGGGAUCACCGGUCAAAAGGAAUUCUCAGCCUGAUUUGGAGAUGGCAAACAAGUUCGAGGAAGUAGGUGGCAACUUUGAAGGAGACAUUGAACUUACGAGUGAUCAAGAGAAAGCGGUAAAGUAUGGCUACACAGCUAUUAUCGGAGAGUCGUACAAGUGGCCCAACAACAUCGUACCGUACACGAUCGAUACGUCAGCGUUCACUAUCAGCCAACAGAACAGCAUUCUGUUCGCCAUCCAGCAGAUCGAGCUUGUAAGCUGUGUACGGUUUAAGCCUCGUACGACUGAGACGGAUUACGUAACAGUGAGGGGCGAAGGUACUGGCUGCUGGGCUAGUUUGGGUCACCGUGGUGGACCACAGACUGUGAACCUGCAGCCGAACGGCUGUAUGUCCCGCGGUACAAUCAUCCACGAGUUCCUGCAUGCACUCGGGUUCGUCCACAUGCAGAGUGCGUCCGACCGUGACUUCUACGUGACGAUCAACUGGAGUGCGAUGCAGGCUGACAGGGCAUCCAACUUCGAGCGGUACAGCUCGAACGUGGUGGAAGACUUUGGCAUUCCGUACGACUACGACAGUGUCAUGCACUACGGACCGACGGCAUUCACGUACAAUGGACAGCCUACGAUCGUUCCCAAGCAGCCUGGUGUUACGAUCGGGCAGCGCGUGGGCCUUAGCUACAAGGACAUCAAGCGACUUAACUUCUUCUAUCCGAACUGCUACUAAACGAGUCAGCAGACAGGAGCUGUUGCCGUUUGGAUAAAAAGACGCUGCACGCUAUGUCUGUGUGGAGAAGAAAGAGUAGGUCGUGUGUUUGAUGUUCCACCAAUCUAUUACUAUUAAAGGAAGGGUAAGGUUUUCGAGAGAUUAACAUUAAAAAUUAGAUACUAGACAGCACGAGAAAUCCGACAUUUUCUUGUACGACCUACAUGCCUAGGCUUACAGUGGCAGACUUGCCUGUAGAAUUGCCCUAGCAUCAAUGAAGUACCUACAUACGGCCAGCCGUUGUACGGGAUCAUAAGAACACACAGCAUACCUGUGUUGAUAUGAGUUGCUUCUACAAAACAAUUCGUAUCGUUUUACUCGUUUCCAUACUA
This is a messenger RNA of Anopheles stephensi (Asian malaria mosquito), 1288 nucleotides long. Its product is annotated as astacin-like. Gene Ontology annotation, biological process: proteolysis. The record is from RefSeq and is a predicted model, not a curated record. Gene Ontology annotation, molecular function: zinc ion binding; metalloendopeptidase activity. Lineage: Eukaryota; Metazoa; Arthropoda; Insecta; Diptera; Culicidae. The coding region runs from base 141 to 917 and encodes 258 amino acids. The transcript has 4 exons.